Molecule: messenger RNA, 332 nt
Organism: Dentiscutata heterogama
Lineage: Eukaryota; Fungi; Glomeromycota; Glomeromycetes; Diversisporales; Gigasporaceae
Source: the annotation of a GenBank genome assembly
AAAAUAAUAUAUUCAAUACUGGUCUUCUUGAACUAUCAGUUCUCACUAAAAUUAUUUGCUAUUCACCUUUAAUACAUAAAAAAAAUGUAAAAGAACUUAAAUUUAAACAUGAUCAAGGAGAAUUUAAUUAUGACUACUAUGUAACUUCUCAAGCUAUUGAUUAUAUUUCUAAUUAUAAAAACAAAGAUACAAAACUAAUGAUUAUUCACUUAACAGAUACUGAUAAAUAUGGUCACUAUUAUGGCUUUGGUUCACAAAAAUAUCUAAAGCAAAUUAAAAUUAUGGAUAAUCAAAUUGGUAAUAUUCUCAAUGCUGUUAAACAAGCAAAAUAG